GAUAUAAUUCACUUGAAUUAAUGGAACGAUAAGGACGAAUCAAGACUCUGAAAGUACUUCACCGCAUGAAGAUAAAUAUUGUGAUCGAGAAUAGAGAAAACAAAAGGUGAUAACGGUGAACUCAAUUUCGAAAUAAAAUGCUAUUUUGCAGGGCCAAACGUCGGUCCAGCAGUGUCAAAUUGGAAACAUUGAGUAUGGACAGCAGAAGAUCUGGAGUGAUUUCUAAAUCAGUAGAUAUCAAUGUGGAUGAUGUGAAUAUAGAAGAUAUAAAGACAUAUCCAAAAUCCAAGGGGGAGGAAGAUCUCAUCCGCAAGGCUAUCGAGGAAAAUGAAUUUUUGUCGAGUAUCCUUUCCGAAAAGAGGUUACAGAAAAUCGUUGAAUGUAUGAAGGUUGAGAAAGUAUCAGAAGGACAGAUGAUCAUAAAGGAAGGCGUUGUUGGUUCAGAUUUGUAUAUUUCUGUUUCGGGGAGUUACCAAGUUAUAGUCGGAGAUAAUGUCGUCAAUACCUUCCAUGAUGUUAGAGUUUUUGGCGAACUUGCAAUACUGUACUCUGCUAAAAGAUAUGCAUCGGUCAAAUCAUUGGAGAAUGGAUCUGUCUGGGUAUUGGAUUGCCCUACGUUCAAAAGACUUAUGAUCAAAACUGCCAUAGAGGAGCAUGAAGAGAUGGCGAGUUUUUUGAGAAAUGUUCCACAACUCAACACCGCCGUACCAGAAAAAUUGUACCAAGUGGCUAACUUGCUGCAGAGUGAGUUUUUUCCGUCUGGAACUGACAUUGUUAGGCAGGGUGAAAUAGGGGACAAAUUUUAUAUUAUAAGAGCCGGAUCUGUGACAAUCGAGAAAGACCAAGAAACGGUUGCUCAUCUAUCGAAAGGAAACUAUUUCGGUGAACUAGCUCUCCUGAAAGAGGAAUUUCGUCAAGCUACUGUUAUAGCAGAUAUGCCUGGGACGGAAUGUUUAACGCUAACGAGAAAACAGUUCAUCGACCAUUUUGGCGACAUAGAUGAGUUCAUCAGACUCAAAAUGCACCCCGUUACCGAAAUAGAAAAAGCCGAAUUCACUAGUUUCCAACUGGAUGAUCUGCAAGAGAUUCAAACUUUGGGACUAGGAGCUUACGGUAGAGUUAAACUCGUUCAACACAAGCGGUACAAAAAUUUGGUGUUUGCUUUGAAGAGUUCAAGAAAGGUUGAUAUUUCACUGCUUUCUAAUAGAAGCGGUGCCGAAACUGAAGAAUUGAUAUGA
Molecule: messenger RNA, 1238 nt
Organism: Leptinotarsa decemlineata (Colorado potato beetle)
Lineage: Eukaryota; Metazoa; Arthropoda; Insecta; Coleoptera; Chrysomelidae
Product: cGMP-dependent protein kinase, isozyme 1-like
Biological process (GO): protein phosphorylation
Molecular function (GO): ATP binding; cGMP-dependent protein kinase activity
Source: RefSeq, a predicted model, not a curated record